Molecule: messenger RNA, 1374 nt
Organism: Batrachochytrium dendrobatidis JAM81
Lineage: Eukaryota; Fungi; Chytridiomycota; Chytridiomycetes; Rhizophydiales
Exons: 8
Biological process (GO): peptidyl-serine phosphorylation; intracellular signal transduction
Cellular component (GO): spindle pole body
Molecular function (GO): protein serine/threonine kinase activity; ATP binding
Source: RefSeq, a predicted model, not a curated record
UUAGAUUUUAUGGAUCAUUACUUUGACUUGUUGACCUAUUUGGACAAUCGCAAACAGCGUUUAGAGCAAUUUAAAAGGCAGCUUACGGAAUCAAAGCUACCAGAAGAAAAGGUAGAUCAAGAAUGGUCCAUAUACAAUGGUCGUGAGCGAGCAUAUUUGCGUAAGCGUCGGACACGCAUGCGAAUGAGCCAUUUUCAAAUUGUAAAGCAAGUCGGACAAGGUGGCUAUGGACAGGUGUUUUUGGCUAAAAAAAAGGAUACUAGCGAACUGUGUGCUUUAAAGCGGAUGAACAAAAAGUUGCUGAUGCGUAUGGGAGAGAUUCAGCAUAUUUUGACUGAGCGAGAUAUUUUAGCGCGUACAGACUCUCCAUGGCUUGUCAAUCUGUUGUAUGCUUUUCAAGACAUGGACAAUGUUUAUCUUGCCAUGGAAUUUGUUCCAGGUGGAGAUUUCCGCACUUUACUAAAUGCCAGUGGUGUGCUUCGUCAUGAAUGUGUGCGUUUUUAUUUUUCAGAAAUGUGUGCAGCCGUUUUCUCUUUACAUAAUUUUGGUUACAUACAUCGAGAUCUCAAGCCAGAAAACUUUCUAAUUGAUGCAUCAGGACAUAUCAAAUUGACAGACUUUGGUCUUAGUCGAGGUACGCUUUCGCCUCAAAUUAUGGAAUCACUGCGUCAAAAGCUGGAGAGACUUAAAAAUGCACCAUUGACGCUUAAAAGUCAUAACGAUCGAUUCAAUACUUACAGAUCGAUGCGUAAAGAACUUCGUGCAUUUACUCUAGUUGGAUCGCCUGAUUACAUGGCACCUGAAGUGCUUGUUAGUCGAGAGCAAGGAUAUGAUUUGACUGUUGAUUAUUGGUCGCUUGGAUGCAUUUUAUUUGAGUGCUUAACAGGAUAUCCUCCAUUUACUGCAAACUCUACUGAUGAUGUUUGGUUAAAUGUGUAUCACUGGAGCAAAGUUCUUGAGCGUCCUGUUUAUGUUGGACAGGAUGAAGAGUUUAACCUUGAAGAUUGUGCCUGGGAUUUGAUCACAAAACUGAUUGCCAACCAUGAGGAUCGAUACAAAAUUCCUGAGCAAAUCAUAUCUCAUUCUUUUCUUGAACCGUAUAUUAAAUUCACUGCUCUUCGAGCUCCCGAAGGACCCAAACCUCCACUGAUUCCCAAACUCACUUCCUCAAUUGACACGUCGUAUUUUGACGACUUUAAUGAUCCAACCGACAUGGAGCGGUACAAAGAAGUUCAUCAACGCCAAACAGAUCUUGAAAAAAGCGGAUCCGAGUUGGCUGGUGUAGAUACCUGCCGCAAUCUGCGCAGUGCGUUUGUUGGAUUCACUUUUAAACACAACCAAGCAAUUCCUGAUCAUCUUCCGACUUUGGUGUAA